Molecule: messenger RNA, 1566 nt
Organism: Galeopterus variegatus (Sunda flying lemur)
Lineage: Eukaryota; Metazoa; Chordata; Mammalia; Dermoptera; Cynocephalidae
Product: transcription factor 12-like
Exons: 12
Coding region: 87-1367 (426 amino acids)
Biological process (GO): regulation of transcription by RNA polymerase II
Cellular component (GO): transcription regulator complex
Molecular function (GO): protein dimerization activity; RNA polymerase II cis-regulatory region sequence-specific DNA binding; DNA-binding transcription factor activity, RNA polymerase II-specific
Source: RefSeq, a predicted model, not a curated record
GAGCCCAGUACAGCUGUCUUCUUCAGGAAAACCUGGGACACCAUACUAUUCAUUCUCUGCCACAAGUUCCAGAAGAAGACCACUCCAUGACUCUGCAGCACUUGAUCCUUUGCAAGCAAAGAAAGUCAGAAAGGUGCCUCCUGGUUUGCCUUCUUCUGUAUAUGCACCAUCCCCAAAUUCAGAUGAUUUCAACCGUGAAUCUCCUAGUUAUCCAUCUCCUAAGCCACCAACCAGUAUGUUUGCUAGCACUUUCUUUAUGCAAGAGUUAUCCUCCACACUCAGUUUCACCAACAGACAUAAACACUAGUCUUCCACCAAUGUCCAGCUUUCAUCGUGGCAGUACCAGCAGUUCACCUUAUGUGGCUGCCUCACACACUCCUCCCAUCAAUGGAUCAGAUAGCAUUCUAGGAACUAGAGGGAAUGCUGCUGGAAGCUCACAGACAGGUGAUGCACUUGGAAAGGCUUUGGCAUCUAUUUAUUCUCCUGACCAUACCAGUAGUAGUUUUCCAUCAAAUCCAUCAACACCAGUUGGAUCGCCUUCACCUCUCACAGUUUUUCUGAGACAGCAGAAAAAUCGAGUUGAGCAGCAACUUCACGAGCAUUUGCAAGAUGCAAUGUCCUUCUUAAAGGAUGUCUGUGAGCAGUCUCGAAUGGAGGAUCGUUUAGACAGACUGGAUGAUGCUAUCCAUGUGCUGCGGAACCAUGCUGUGGGACCUUCCACCAGUUUGCCUGCAGGUCACAAUGAUAUACACAGUUUAUUGGGACCAUCCCAUAAUGCACCAAUUGGAAGCCUCAAUUCAAACUAUGGAGGGUCAAGCCUUGUUUCGAGCAGUCGAUCAGCUUCAAUGGUUGGAACUCAUCGAGAAGACUCUGUCAGUCUCAAUGGCAAUCAUUCAGUCCUGUCUAGUACAGUCACUGCUUCAAGCACAGACCUGAACCAUAAAUCACAAGAAAAUUAUAGAGGUGGCUUGCAAAGUCAGUCUGGAACUGUUGUUCCAACAGAAAUCAAGACUGAAAACAAAGAGAAGGAUGAAAACCUUCAUGAACCUCCUUCAUCAGACGACAUGAAAUCAGAUGAUGAAUCCUCCCAAAAGGAUAUCAAGGUUUCAUCUAGAGGCAGAACAAGCAGUACUAAUGAAGAUGAGGAUUUGAACCCAGAACAGAAGAUAGAAAGAGAGAAGGAAAGGCGGAUGGCUAACAAUGCUAGGGAACGCUUGCGUGUGCGGGAUAUUAAUGAGGCAUUCAAAGAGCUUGGUCGAAUGUGUCAACUUCAUUUGAAGAGUGAAAAACCCCAAACAAAACUCCUUAUUCUUCAUCAGGCCGUGGCAGUCAUCCUUAGUCUAGAACAGCAAGUCAGAGGUAAGUAGGUUCAGCAGAGAUGCAUAACUGUCCUGCCCCAGGUGGGCAGACAUUUCUGUUUACAGUUGCUCUUCUGCUGAGGCAAAUUGUUAAGUUUUCUUUGUACUUUUGCUACUGUGUUAUCAAGAUCAAGUUUUCCCUGUAGUUCUCACCUUUGUUUCACUGUAUUGGUCAAUAUCUGUAGGCUCAGUGCUUCCCACAAACCAA